This is a messenger RNA of Esox lucius (northern pike), 2127 nucleotides long. RefSeq names its product interferon alpha/beta receptor 1a. The record is from RefSeq and is a predicted model, not a curated record. Bases 101 to 1087 code for a protein of 328 amino acids. Lineage: Eukaryota; Metazoa; Chordata; Actinopteri; Esociformes; Esocidae. The transcript has 6 exons. Gene Ontology annotation, molecular function: protein binding.
UCUAGCCAGUUCCUUCACAAAUCACACAGGGUGUGUUUUUGUGAUUGACCCAGUUAGGCAUGAUGUUACGAGAAGAAGGUUCAAAAUAAAGAAUGUAGUUAUGCUAUUAUUUUUAGGCAGUUAUUACUUUUGGGCAGCUUUCCUUGCAUACUCCGUGUUUGCUGCUCUGCCUGGCCCCCACAACCUGACCAUGGAUGCAAUGAACACUCGAUACAUCCUGAGAUGGGACUGGAAUCACUCCCUGACCAAUGACAGCGUCCAUUUCACUGCAAAAUACACCUUGUCUAAUCUCGAGUGGGACCCAACGCUCUCUGUGGGGAAGUGUGUCAGGACUACUGAGCGGAUGUGUGACUUCUCUGAAGAGCUCGAGUACUCUGCAUCAUAUGUACUGACCGUGAUGGCGGAGGUCGGGGGUCAGAGGUCAAACUGGUCCCGGAAGAAGUUUGUUCCCGACGAAGACGCGGCCUUAGGUCCACCAUCGCAUGUUGAGGUGGAACCAGGGGACGCCAUGGUAACCGUGAGCUUCCGGGAGCCAAUGACUGAGAAGAACACCCCCAUGGGUUCUCUGCUGAGUUCAAGACUGUACUUCACACUGCAGUACUGGGAGAAAGACCAUCCUAGCCAGAAGCAAGAGAAGGUUGUUGAUACCACAGAGAGAACACUGUCCCCUCUAAAACCCUGGACAGAGUACUGCCUGCGUGUCAACGCAUUCAACAAAGAUUGGAACAAGACCAGCCCCCCCACAUCGCCACAGUGUGUGAGGACCUUGGGAAAAAGACACCCUCAUGUGUGGUUGGUGUUGCUGGUACUGCUUAUUCUGCUGAGCUGUGUGGCUCUGGUGUACUACAAUUACUGCCGGAGGAAUAAAAGCAUCCUCUCAAAAUACACAUUUCCUGGCAAUAUACUGCAGAAAUCGCAGGAUCCCACAUCCCUAAUCCUGUUUCCUUUGGAGGAGUGCUGCACAGUUAUGUCUGUGGUGGCUAAACAGGUCGAACUGACAAAACAGCAUCAACAGCAGUGGGUCAAUGGUCAGGAAUUCACAGAGGCGGAGCAGCACAAUGGCUUUUCCACCAUCCAGUCAAGCUAGAGUAAUGUAAGUGAUAGCCUAUGAUAAAGGGAAUAAUUAAUUGACUUGUCGUCGUCCCCAUGUAUUUUCUCAGGUGUUUUAUAUUUUUUGGAAAGGAAAGUGGUGUAAAAUGGGGUGGAGAGCAUUUGCUAGUGGUACAUGGCUACACUGAAGAAGGCAGGCUAGACCUCAUGACCAAACUUUUAGGGUAUUUUUUGUGUCCAUGUCAGGUUGCCCCCCCCCCAAACUGAAAGAGUUUAAUGAAGUGGUCCCUUCCGAUUGAGCCAGCCAAUGCAAUGUGUGCAGACUAGUUACCACAAACAAAGGAACUUUGCCUCUAGUUAAGGGCUCUAUUCACUCAAACUGGCAUUGCGGUGUUUAUGCAGUAACUCUUUUUGCCAUGGACGUAUUAACUCCCUGACUGGCCUGGUACUGGACAAGGGGGUUCAAUUGAAACAUUUAGAAUUAUUUACAUUAAUGUGUGUAGUAUUUACAAGGGUAUGUUACACCAUAAAGGCCAGAUUCACGCAGUCUCCUAAACAGCUGAUGUUGAGAUGUGUCUGUUACCCAACCUAUCUUACCCAGUCACCCUCUGUCUACCCACAGUAACUUUUAUUUAGAAGUAAAGCGAUUCUACACAUUUAUUUUUAAGGCCACCCCUGUUAAUUUAAAUGCAUUCCAGGUGACUACCUCAUGAAGCUGAUUGAGAGAAUGCGAAGUGUGCAAAGUUGCCAUCAAGGCAAAAGUUGUCUACUUUGAGGAAUCUACAAUAUGAAAUGUAUUUUGAUUUGUUAAAAAAAAAAAAAGAUUGCUACCAAAAGAGUAAAACUAAAGAAAUACUCUUGAGUGACAUGUUUCCUAACUGACUGGUACUACUAAGUCAUGUUCAUCAUGUUAAUUUUGUACACUGUAAGUGAGAAUGUUGAUGCAAAGUUUAUACACAUUGUAAAUGUAUAAAACAUUUAUAUUAUAUAGAUUUUUUCAUUGUACAGUAUGUAUGUCUGAAUGUAUGUAUGUAUGUCCGCCAGUCUGUCCUGGCUUGUCAAAUUAAAGGAAAUGUU